This is a messenger RNA of Eurytemora carolleeae, 1572 nucleotides long. RefSeq lists its product as uncharacterized. The transcript is spliced from 20 exons. The record is from RefSeq and is a predicted model, not a curated record. NCBI's taxonomy places the organism in Eukaryota, Metazoa, Arthropoda, Copepoda, Calanoida, Temoridae. Bases 28 to 1572 code for a protein of 514 amino acids.
GAAAAAACUCAAUUUUUCAGAUGUAAAAUGGGGAAGAAUGAUAAACCUACCUGGCGAACUUGGACAUAUUUAACGUUACUAAGUCUACUGUCUGUUAGUGGAGGGAUUUGCUCUCUUAUUUAUGGAAUUUAUAAUGUUCAACGAGAUGACACGGAAGUACAGUUUUCUGGACUCUGCUGGAAGUAUAGUCUGCUUAGUGGAUCCAUUAUUAUAAUAUUUACAUUUGUUUGGUGUAUGUGUAGUCUACUCUUCAAGUCAACCCUCAGCCAGUUCAGAACUGUUAGUUCUAAACUGGAUAAUUCAGUUUAUGAAGAUGAUAACAACAACAAUCACCAAGAUGAAAGCUAUAAGAAAUCAAAACAAAAACUUGAUGUGAAGAAGAAAACAAAAAACCUUAAACUUCAGAGGCGAAGAGAAGAGUUAAUGAAGCUGUUACAAAAGAUGCGGUUUCUUAGAAUAGCAAUUCUCUGCUCAAUGAUGGUCACAUGUCUUAAUGAGAUAUGUGCCACAGGCAUAUUCUGGUACACAAGAGGCCGCCUUGGAGACUCAUUUGCUAUUUCCAAAAACUGUUUCUGUGCUAGAACUGAAGAUUUUGGAUCAGUGGAAAAUUUGCUAGUGCCAUCUUGUCCUGAAAAGGAUGAAAAAAAGAAAAAUAUUUUUUGCCUCAGUGUUUACCAUCCUGUUAAAAUUGUAAAUGAGAAUAGGACUUCCUUCACCCUGAACUGCCAGAAACUGUCUGGUGAGGGGACCAGAGAUCCGUUCUGUCUUGAGUACCAAGAUUUCUGGUUCUGGUUCAAGAUAUUAAGAGUAUUGUUGCCUCUAGUGAUCAUACUCAAAAUACCCAUAAUUCUCGCCAACUUCUUCCAUACCUACAUGUUUCAGCAGCAGGUAGUAUUGGAUCCAAUUCAGGAGGCAAGUUGGUUGGGGUUGGAGUCGAUGGUUGAAGGAAGAAGGAUUGAUCCUGUUCAAUUCUAUGGAAACAUUUGUGCUCCUGUAGAGAACAGAAAAAUUCCUCCAUUUGAGGAAAGGCUAGGCCCCUAUGGACAAGAGCAAGAGAAGGCUGAACGGUCCUUCAAUAAUAGAACUGAAGCGGAAACCACUUUCAUCAGGGGUGAAAGGGAAGAAAAAUCUGAGAGAGCUGUUCCAACCUUUACUUUUCUACAGACCUCCGACUCUCCUCCAGACAAAACUGAGAAUACAUUUUCCACCCCUGUCCCUUCACACAAGAAGAAGGUCUCCCCUAACUUUAAUGUAAGCCAAGUUGUAAGUGUGACUCCCCGAAGAUGUUUUGAUCCAAAUCUCUCAGUUGCUGUCUCUUUGCAUGAAGACGGAAAUGCUAGAGCUAGACUCACUUCUUUUGGACCCAGCAACAAAAACCUCCUACUGAGUCUUCCAGCAAACUCAGAUAAACUUCCGCCACCUCCAGACUACUCUUUAGUUGCAGAUGACCAUGGGAAGGAUAGGAAGCUACCACUUCCUCCCCUUUGUGUUUCCCUUCACAAUGAUACUCUGGGAGCUGAACAGACUUUUAGGAAAAUAUCUUUAAUUGACACAAAACAAACUUCAAAUUAA